AGAUAAACGAAAUGCCCACGUGGUUUUGCGAGGCAAGUUAUCUCGAGCAAUAAGUGGCAGACGUAGAGGUAGUGGCCGGCACUAAAACGUCCAAGUUUCUAAUGUUUUCCUAGCCUUAAUCUCAAACAUGAAGCCGAACGAGCUACUUAUUUUUCAACUCCUCGCGGUCCUUUCUCUGGCUCAGGCCGUGCGGCAGAAGUUCCCCAUCCAGUGCUUCCAGUGCAGCUGGGACGCGGAGGUGGAGAUGGACGAGGAGCGACGCGACCAUCUCGAAAAGCAGAUGAAGAAGAUCGAGGACCCCGAAGGCCUGCAGGGACCUCUGAAGCCUCCCUUCUUGGGCAUCAACAACUUCGCGGAAAUGCCGUCAAGGGACCAGCUGGCGCUGCAGUGUAAAAACUGCACCAAGGUGGACGGCACCUGCGCUCGAUGGACCUACUACACCAACGAGCAACCCCGAAACGUGACGUGGCUGUGCGUGAACUCCGUGGAAGUGGGCUGCUUUGUGGAGAAGCUUCCCAACCAACUCAGGAAAGAAGUCUGUCUGUGCAAGGACCAGGACUAUUGCAACGGAGCUGGAACACUUCUGCCGCCCGCGCAGCUUCUUCUGGCGAUGUUUCUACUGCUGGGACUUGUUGCGGCAGCACGUUGACACGUCCCAUGGGGCCAUUUUACGACAACGCAUCGAUUCUACCAAAUUGAACACCCUAACAAACGUACCCGUAGCACGACAGUAGUCACUGACAAAAUGAAAACGGCAGGGAUGUCCUUCGAGUGUUCGGCCUCCAGCGUGAGCUUUCAGCCUUCAAUAACGCUUCAGCACUUUGGGAGACAAGAGCGUUCAAGAGUAGCCAAAACACUGCGGAAGACAGCGAGCGCACGCUGAAGGACGGGCGUUCACAAAGAGACGAACUGCUUUUUUUUUUUUUACAGCGAAGAUGUUUAUGGCUAGGGUUUCGUGGAUUUUUCGUGUGCCUGAGCAAACACUUUACGCUUGUUCCGCCGCACGCGCCGUACGCGCACGCCUUCCCCGUAUAAAACGUUCGAACUAAAUACCCAAAAUAAAGCGUUGACGGACGCGCGUGCAAGAUACCAUUUCUUUAAGGAUUUUACUUUAGAACAGUUACUGCUGCAUACGCCGACACGUGCAGCACGUCGAACAUUAUUCCCUGCAUUACCCUAGAUGUUUCGGUAGUUUAUCAAUAAGUCUAUUGAGUAGAUUAUUUAUCAAAAGGCACCAUUUUCAAGAUCAGUAGACUCUCGGGUAGAUAAUUAAGGUUUCUCGAAGAUUGCCUCUGUGCGACCCGCGUCGGCCAUGUCUAAGAUCGCACCGCCAUAUCUUUGUCGUCGUUCCAAGCGCUUGCGCGCUUAAUUUCCUCUCCUUCCGCUCUCCCGGCGUGGCGGUCCCGUUGCGCGUGUCUACUUUCCGCCGGGUGGUAGUCCCGUCGCGCGUGUCUAGUUCCCUCCGGCUUUUCUGGGCGGGUCUGUGUCGUGUGCUAAACAGCUUCGCUGGUCAUCCAGCUUCACAAAGUGGAAUGGCUCAUAAUUUUGUGUUUCCAUUUUCUCAGUGACUAUAGGUGGACCUUGUGUCUUUUACGAACGCCUGAUAGUCCAUGGAGUAACUGAAAUACAAACGAUGCGCAACGGUACAAAACAACGCCGCUGAUUCUCGAACCGAUGCAAGUGGUUGAUAUCUUUUCACUCGAGCUAUGGUACCUAAAAAGCGUCUGCGACUGGUGUGUUUAGUGCGUCAAAAUGAUUGUUCCUCGAUUUUCGCCUGGUGAUGCAAUUCCAGUGUCAUGCUGUCGCCAAACCCGACCCUGGUGAUGUCCCAGUACCGGUGGCAGGCGUUGCAGACGCCUCUUAGCUGCAGGUCGCUCUUUAGCUUGAACGACCGCGACUGUCCACGGAAGUUUCGGCAGCCAAGAGUUCGGACGCCGCGACGACAGGGAUACUUGCGUUUGUUCGUGCUUUUUUACUGGAACUAAAUUUUUACGGUUAAACACCGGUAUCGCAACAUCUGACAGCGUGACUUCCGGUCUUUUGCGUCGUCAUUUGUUCCUACUUCGCGGAACCAGUUUCGGAACACGGGCGGAAUGGGACGCUAAACACACCAGGAUGAAAAGCGUUUCAGGCACCGCAGUUGAACGUAGCGUUGCAAUCAGAAACACAUCAGGUCAAAAUAAUGGCAGGCUUUUCAUACAAGUGGCGCUUUGAAACGUUGUUGUUUGCUAUAUGCGGCAAGCAAAUCAACGACGCACGCGUCUGUCCAACCAAUGAGAUGCAUUAGAAAAGUCCGUUUUUUUUUCUGUUUUUUUUUUUUUUUUGUAACUUGGGUGUGUUUCCUUAGAACCGGGGACCCAACGGAUUGAUAUAUGAAAGCGAUACGAAGGAAAAACAAAUAGAUUGCUUUUCUCUUCGAACUUUCUUGACUGAAAUCGAUCCUCCUUUGAGAUUUGGAUCCGUGUAUAUUAAACGGUGGGAGAGGGAGUCUACGGGGGAGUCACUACCGCAUACGCUUGAAGUGCCAGUCCUGCAAGGAGCAAAUUAUGUUACGUUGAGGAAAUGCGCGAAGCAACAAAAAAAAUAUGCUGCAAACAAGUCAAAUGAUUUUCAAGAAAGAGAGGAAACUUAAACCGCUGUAAUUAUAAAAUCUGUUUAAAACAAUAAUGCAGAUAAUUUAGGGGAUGUUAUACAUAUUAAAGCCCUAAUUUUAAAGUAUUUUGACAGUAUUGCGUAGUGUGUGUGCGAAACCUUGAUCAUAUAGGUAGUUCUCUCAAUUUCGAAACAAUCUAUUGAUUCGUUAACUGGGGUGCAGUUGCUUCGUUAAAAAAAAUGCCUAGCCUUUAAGAAAUUUACAUAUGUCAUUCACCUUUAUUAAGGUACAAGUGAUAGUAAUGUGAACUAUUUAUAUUCAUCCUAUUCAUAAUUGCAGGAAACAAGUGUUUAAUAGCUUGACAUUCUACAGACGUAUUGUGAUAAUUUCUUUUAAAAUAAGUUUAUUUUAUAGUUGGGCAGUCGCUCACCACAGAAGCUUUACAAGGAUUACUUGUGUACAAUUCAGUGACCAGUGACCCACAAUCCGUAUCAACAAGAAAAGUAAUUUAAAGCAAACAAUUUAAAACGUCAACUAUAUUUUUUUAGAAGUUUGUGGCUCGUUUGAUGUGACGGCCUUUCAAUGAGUGAUGCGAUUUAAAUAAAGUUAUUUUAUAUAUGUUUA
Molecule: messenger RNA, 3217 nt
Organism: Ixodes scapularis (black-legged tick)
Lineage: Eukaryota; Metazoa; Arthropoda; Arachnida; Ixodida; Ixodidae
Exons: 3
Coding region: 128-649 (173 amino acids)
Source: RefSeq, a predicted model, not a curated record